ACUGCAGUUUUUUGUACUUCCGCAUAGGCUUCAAUUUUUCGAGACCGGAGGUUGCCCCUUGGUUUUAUCUCAGCUGUUGCCCAACACUACUUUUGGGAAAUCAUCAUCGACUAAUCAAACAGGAGGAGUUACAGGGAGUCGUCGACACGUACCAGGUGUCAAACAUGUCCGUCAACGUUGUCAAAGAUGCAGAAACGACUGUGAUCACUGUGACGGUGGACAAAAAGAGCAUGCUUCCCCCAUUGUGUCAGAUCCUCAAAGCUCUCUGCUACAGUCCCGGGUGCUUCAGGUGCACCAUUUACGAAGGAAUGAUGCAGACCAGCGUGACUGCAGCUCUUGGGGUGAUACAGAUCAUGGUGGGGCUGUUCAACAUUGGACUCGGGUCAGGACGAAUAAGCAUACAUCCUGAGGAUUUUGCUCAUCUGGGAGUUUCUUACUGGCUGGGUGGUGUGUUCCUUUUGUGUGGAAUCGUCUCUGUUCUGGCCGGCCGGUUCUCCUCUUUUUGCUUGGUGGGCUUCGCUGUGUUUAUGAACAUAGUGGGAUUUAUCUUUUCCAUCGUUGGCAUUGUGAUGUACAGCAACGACCUGAAAGAAGACUUGUCUGCCAGGUUUUGCAACUGGAGCGAGUGGAAUGAUUGCCACAUUGUGUUGUCUACUUAUCGGCGUUUGUUGACAGGUAUUGACAUCACGAUGAUCGUCGCGACUGUUCUCCAGCUGUGUGUCUGCAUUAGCUUAGCUGUUCUGAGCAUCAAAGCUCUGAUCAACAUGAAGAAGAAGAAGGAUUUAAUCAAGGGCCAGUGGUACAAGUGGGCGGGCCAAGGCCCACCCAAAGGCGUCACCUGGCCUGUGAGCGGGCCGGAUGAUCCUCUUGGUAUUUGUUUCUACAAAACAACAGGCCUGAAAUAAUUUCAUCCAAACACAGAGGCGUAUGAGAAGGAUCAGCAACACAUCUUUUCAAUCCUUCACAUAUCAGCUUUAAAAUAUCCUACAUUAUACAUCAUCUUUGAAAUACAAUAUAUCAGCUUUAAAGUCAAACUUCUUUAAUCACAUUCAAUCAAAUCACAACCAUAUUAUGCAUGCAGUUAAACCGUGAGAUUGGAAAUGUGUUGUUUCUAAAUGGCUCGUAUCAGCUUAUAAAUUAUGUUUUGAAGUUCUUUUUAAAGAAAGUUGUUAAAAAACAGAAAAGUUUGACAGUCAGUGUUUUUAAUUAGUUACAUUCUAACUUCUUAAUUUGUUAGGAAGACAUGUUUUAAUCUCUACAGUUAAAAGGAAAACUAUAGGCAUGGUUAGAUACCAAGGCGUAAGUGGGACAUUAUUAAGUGAAGUUAUUGUUUCAAACACUAAAACCUGGGGCUCUCAUGGUUCAAGUUGGAAGAGCAGUGAUCCCAAACGACAUGCACAGAGCUCAGCGACCACUGUUUAAACAAACUGAAGCACGAGGAAGAAAGAGAGGAAUGUUUGAGCUAGAUGUUUAUAAUCCCGAGACGAGUGAGUGUGUGCAGCUGCUUCACUGCUGUAUUGAGAAAGUUUUAAUCAACAAGAGAGAAGUCAAAUGUCAUUUAUUUCAGACUUUAUAUGAAGUGACAGUGAAGCAGGCUGUGAGCUUUGAGCUUGUGAGCUUAUCAUACUCUGUGCUUUCAAAUGCUAGAGGGUAGGAAACAGCAGCUUUUACCCCCAAAGUAAUGCAGUAUAAUUGUUUUUUUGUGUAUAUUCAACAGUUCAAAACAGUAGUGUUUAGUUUGCGUGCAAAGGCCCUGACACACUAAGCAGACGGCAAAGAGCUAGUGGUGACAAGGGCCUCACGUCGCCUUAGAUGCCUUUAGUCUUGGCCAAAAAGUUGCAGUCACCGCAAAGAGUACAACAACGGCCAACCACCUCCUAAGUGCUGCGCAUGCAUGAGAGGAAAUAACUCUCCAUGACACCAGGUGGCGGUAGUCUGUAAUCGUCAAUCCAAAAAAUGGAAACCGGACGAGGACGGAGAAGAAUGCAGAUCUAUAGACCGUUGAUACGUUGUUAUAAUACGAGAAGACCAUUUUCACACCGCUGUCGCUCACCACUCGUAAAAUAGGUACUUCUAAUCGAGAAUAAUGUCCGAUAAAAAGUUGCCUCUUGACUGUAGUCCUUCACUUGCUUGCGUCAUUCCGUUUUUCUUCUUGUGCACUUUUUUGCUUUGCUGAAGAGCCAAUCAGAGGCCUUAAUGAAGGCUCAAAAAUAAAUCUUAAGAAGAAGCAAAUCUUUUUUAAAGAUUUUAUUUUGGGGCUUAUUUUUCCUUUUAUUUGAUAGGAAAGUGGAUAGAGUAAGAAAUCAGGAGAGAGUGGGGAAGGACAUACGAUAAAGGAGCCACAGGCCGGAUUUGAACCUGGGCCGCUCUCUUGAAGGACUCGUACAUGGGGAGCGACCUAACUGCGAGGCCAUCAGCGUCCCAUAAAUCGUCAAUUUUAAUCUGCUGAACACGUGUGAUUUUGUUCAAAUCAGCAUUUCUCUGGCGGGUCGGGAAUGUGUACCUGGAAAAACGAUGUUUCAAAAAGUCUAUGAAGCGUUUUUCAAACAUGUUUGUUUGUUUAUGUCUCUUUUUUUUUCUGUCACAUUUUGUAUCGUUUGAAAUCCACACUGCUCCAAUUUUUCCUUGAAUAAAUCUGAUUGGUUGAAAAAUA
Messenger RNA from Labrus bergylta (ballan wrasse), 2653 nucleotides. RefSeq lists its product as uncharacterized. Lineage: Eukaryota; Metazoa; Chordata; Actinopteri; Labriformes; Labridae. Gene Ontology annotation, cellular component: membrane. The record is from RefSeq and is a predicted model, not a curated record.